AUGAAGCAGGCCACGGCGUUUCAGAGCAAGUUUUGGCGGCUGCAUAGUCCUCUCAAGUUGACGAGGAUGGAAAGGCUUUACUCGAGCGCGGAUAUCGAAGGGCCGCCGCACGCAAGGGAUGUCCCCUUCAAGGAGAGGGUUAGGCCGGGCAUGGUUGUCUCUUACCGUUCAGUUGGAAAAACUGGGGCGGCGCAGACGGGGACGGAGCAGAUGGGGGUUGUGCUGUCGAGGGCUGAUGCGGUGGGGGAGAGGGUGAGGGAUUUGACUGGGGUGCAGGUUAAUCAUGGGGGGGAGAACUAG
Podospora bellae-mahoneyi is the source of this 300-nucleotide messenger RNA. RefSeq lists its product as uncharacterized. The record is from RefSeq and is a predicted model, not a curated record. The coding region runs from base 1 to 300 and encodes 99 amino acids. NCBI's taxonomy places the organism in Eukaryota, Fungi, Ascomycota, Sordariomycetes, Sordariales, Podosporaceae. The transcript has 2 exons.